ACUCUACCAUUGUGAGGUUGCGACACAUUGAUAAUACCCAUCGUUUCUGUCUGUUCUGUCUCUUUCUCUCACUGUACAUGUAACCCUAAUUGAUGGGUAUAAUCACCAACAAUACUUUAUAUCGCUUGGUGCUUCUUAUUUAUUUAAGCUACAAUUGCAUCUUACCAUUCACUCACUGAUAAACGCUGAAUUCAUUCAUAGCAGCAAACCCAUCUCCAACAACAUGAGUUCCCAAACACGCAACCUCAACUUUGUUCUGUUUCCUCUGAUGUCCCAGGGCCACAUGAUCCCCAUGAUGGACAUAGCAAAAAUUCUGGCACAGAACGGUGUUACUGUCACAGUGGUCACAACCCACCAAAACGCAUCACGCUUCACAUCAACUUUUUCUAAUUCCCAAAUCCGAUUACUCGAAGUUCAAUUCCCAUACCAAGAAGCAGGGUUGCCAGAAGGGUGUGAGAAUCUCGACAUGUUACCUUCACUUGGCACAGGCUUGGAUUUCUUCAACGCUGCAAACAGCAACACCCUGAAGGAGCAAGUUGAAAAACUCUUUGAAGAGUUAAACCCUCCACCAAGCUGCAUAAUUUCCGACAUGACUCUGCAUUACACAGCAAACAUUGCUAGAAAAUUCAAUAUUCCUAGGUUUUCAUUCCUGGGACAGAGUUGCUUCAGUCUCUUUUGUUUGUACAACAUAGGAGUCCACAAAGUUCGGUCAACGAUUACCUCGGAGACAGAGUACUUUGCUCUGCCCGGUCUGCCCGACAAGGUUGAGUUUACCAUAGCACAGACUCCAGCACACAAUUCUAGUGAAGAGUGGAAGGAGUUUUAUGCCAAAACCGGUGCUGCUGAAGGGGUUUCAUUUGGGGUGGUGAUGAAUUCAUUUGAAGAGUUGGAGCCAGAAUAUGCCAAGGGUUACAAAAAAGCAAGAAAUGGAAGAGUUUGGUGCAUUGGUCCUGUUUCACUCAGCAACAAGGAUGAACUAGACAAGGCUGAGAGAGGGAACAAGGCUUCAAUUGAUGAGCAUUUUUGCUUGAAGUGGCUUGAUUCGCAGAAACCAAAGGGUGUGAUCUAUGUGUGCCUUGGAAGCAUGUGUAACAUAACAUCACUUCAGUUAAUAGAGCUUGGUUUGGCCUUGGAAGCCUCAAAAAGACCCUUCAUUUGGGUCAUUAGGGAAGGGAAUCAAUUGGGGGAAUUGGAGAAGUGGAUUAAGGAAGAGGGGUUUGAGGAAAGGACCAAAGAUCGAAGCCUUGUGAUUCAUGGUUGGGCUCCUCAGGUACUGAUUCUUUCACACCCUUCGAUUGGAGGGUUUUUGACACACUGUGGUUGGAACUCAACUUUGGAAGCUGUAUGUGCUGGUGUGCCUUUGAUUACAUGGCCUCUAUUUGGAGACCAGUUUUUCAAUGAGAAACUUGUUGUGCAAAUACUAAGAGUUGGAGUGAAGGUUGGGGUGGAGGUUCCUGUGGAGUGGGGUGAGGAAGAUGAGAAUGGUCUUUUGGUGAAGAAAGAAGAUGUUGGGAGAGCUAUUAAUGAGUUGAUGGAUGAGAGUAGGGAUAGUGAAGAAAUGAGGGAAAGGGUUAAUGGACUUGCAGAGAUGGCUAAGAGAGCUGUUGAAAAAGGUGGAUCUUCUCACUCCAAUGUCACACUCCUUAUCCAAGAUGUCAUGCAACAAAACAAGAGAGAUACUUAAAAUGUUCUUUCUUUCUCACUUGGUGGAAUCAGAUUGGUACUCAUUGUAUGUUCCAUUACUUGCCUAGAUUUUUUUCAACACCAUUGAAUCAAGUAGUAUAUUCCAUUCCACUAGAUCAUGGUGCUGCAGAGAAUUUAUUUAGCAUAUACAGAGUGCCCCUGGCCAACAAAAACUAUAGUUUUUAGCGUGUAGUUUCCUCAAAUCAUCUACAUACCAAUGAAGUUGUUUGCAUCAGUAACUAUUUAUUUAUUUUAACACCCCCAAGAAAAAAAAAACAGAUCAGUGAUUAUUCGUAGCAUAGUAGUAUGUGAUUAUUUGUAGUAUUGUUAUGUAACAUUUCUGUCUAAGACGUGAUUCCAUUAUUUAUGUAUAUUUAUUGGAUAUUUAAUACAGUAUAACCCAGUGGUGGGACCCAUUAAAAUCA
Molecule: messenger RNA, 2108 nt
Organism: Glycine soja
Lineage: Eukaryota; Viridiplantae; Streptophyta; Magnoliopsida; Fabales; Fabaceae
Product: UDP-glycosyltransferase 73C3-like
Exons: 1
Coding region: 224-1684 (486 amino acids)
Molecular function (GO): UDP-glycosyltransferase activity
Source: RefSeq, a predicted model, not a curated record